AUGUCCCUGGACGAACCAGCAAGCAUAGACAUCUCGAUGGACCCAACUACAUUAAAGAAUAACUUCUUACCUUCCUCCAUGGGUCUCACACCAAGAGAUAAAAAUGAGUCAGAAAUGACUUUAGUGUCCCCGACACCGGUCUCAGGAAUCAAGCAGGAUGAAACCACGGAACGACAAUUAAAGAUAAUUAAAAACAUCGACAUCUUGAAAUAUUUGAUAAAUUCAUUGGCAGGGAAGGAUAAAUUCGUAAAGAUAAUUAAAUGUCUACUGGAAUUGUUCCAACAAUGGGUAUUGAAUCCGGCAAGGAUAGCACAGGAUAAGAACAAUUUAAGGGCUCUUUUACUUUCGAACCCACUCGUAUGGAAGAAUUUACUCAUUCAUCCAGUUAAAUUCGUUAGAGUCAUGACGUUGGCCGUAUUAACUAAUAUUUCUUCAAAUGUGGCGUUUAGUACUGCACAUUUGAGUACGUUUAGGUACAUGUUGAGAUUCGGUUCAUCGCCGUUUAAGAUGUAUCAACUUUAUGAGAAAUUGAAGUCCACAAACAGGAAAAAUUAUCAACAAGUUUGGUUUAAUGAAGAAUCCCUACAAGAGACUCUCGAUUUAUAUUACACGAUAUUUGAUGAAAUAGAUUUGCUUUUCAAAUUGAAAUUGAUCUCUUCCAAGAGAAACCCCAAAUUUUACAAUUUCGUCACUAGGAAUGAAACCAUAUCAUGGCAAUAUGACAUCAUAUUAUCAUGGAAGCAAAAUUGGGUACAGUUACAAUCUUUACAAAGAGAAAUUAUUCAAUUGCAAGUACAAUUAAAGAUCAAAUCAAAUUCUUUGAACUUAUCCACACAAUACCAUAACAAUGAAUCAGAAAUAGGUAAACAAUUAUUAAAUGAUUUACAAAUAAAUGAAAAAUGGAGCCUCUUGAAAAGGGAAACAAAUGCCAAAUUACAAGAACUGAAUGAGAAGAAACAAAUCGUUUAUUUGGAUUUGACAAGACUCACUUUUGAUCUAUUGGCUAACUCCACCGAUUUAUUCAAUAUAAAGACACCAAGAGGCACAUAUACCGCAUUAUCCCUAUGUUCUGGGGCUGUUGGUAUGAUCAAAUUGUGGAAGAAUGCAAGGAAAACAUUGUCCACUUGA
This is a messenger RNA of Naumovozyma castellii, 1128 nucleotides long. It is a transcript of the gene PEX25, whose product is annotated as Pex25p. The coding region runs from base 1 to 1128 and encodes 375 amino acids. The transcript has a single exon. The record is from RefSeq and is a predicted model, not a curated record. Lineage: Eukaryota; Fungi; Ascomycota; Saccharomycetes; Saccharomycetales; Saccharomycetaceae.